Suillus subaureus is the source of this 572-nucleotide messenger RNA. RefSeq lists its product as uncharacterized. The coding region runs from base 142 to 492 and encodes 116 amino acids. The record is from RefSeq and is a predicted model, not a curated record. The transcript has a single exon. NCBI's taxonomy places the organism in Eukaryota, Fungi, Basidiomycota, Agaricomycetes, Boletales, Suillaceae.
CAGUGAUAUCAAGACUACUAUCGCUAUCCCCUCCGUCGCCUCGGAUCGUGGCCGGCUGUACUCUUCUUGCGUGCGUCGUAGUCGGCGUUCGGUUUGAUAAAGACAUUGUUCGGACUGAUAAAAGGUGCUGUUGAUCCACCGAUGCUUCUUCUGCUAUGUUUAUUGGACAGAUCGUGUAGCGCUGCUGUGCAUCAACUCGCUGAGUCUCUUUGGGCGCAGUUCCAGACAGUUCUCUGGGCAUACCAUAAAAGCGAUCUUGACAAAGACAGGACAGCAGUUCGACGCCGAGUAUGGGAUCUCACCGACGUCAUUUGUCGCAUGUUCCAUCUCGGUCUAUCUCAUCCACCUUCACCUCGUAUAAUGUGGAACCUGGAGACGUGCAGGAAGAUUCAUUCAAGGGCGAGGUCAUCGGAACGAAAUGAUCGGCAUCCAUCGGCAGCGCUGCUAAAAGUACAGCGCUUCAGGUUCGCCGUCGAUGCCGAUCAAUCCUGAUAGGGCUCUGCAGACCCUGCCUGGUUGUGGCAGCAUCAAAUUUUCGUGACGAAGCCAUUUCCACUCAUCAGAAGACCUUG